This is a messenger RNA of Urocitellus parryii (Arctic ground squirrel), 956 nucleotides long. RefSeq names its product DNA polymerase epsilon 3, accessory subunit (gene Pole3). The record is from RefSeq and is a predicted model, not a curated record. Gene Ontology annotation, biological process: leading strand elongation; DNA damage response; heterochromatin formation. Gene Ontology annotation, cellular component: CHRAC; epsilon DNA polymerase complex. Gene Ontology annotation, molecular function: chromatin DNA binding; protein heterodimerization activity. NCBI's taxonomy places the organism in Eukaryota, Metazoa, Chordata, Mammalia, Rodentia, Sciuridae.
GACGUAAUGUGGGCAACGUGGGAUGGAACGGAAGCCUGGAAGGGUCAUACCGUAGCGACGCGGGAAGUCCGGACGCGGCAGCUGCCUGAAGAAGAGGCCGGAGGCUGAAGCAGCUUCGGUCCCGGCCGUGGCAAUGGCGGAGAGGCCAGAGGACUUAAACCUGCCCAAUGCUGUCAUCACCAGGAUCAUUAAAGAGGCGCUCCCGGACGGUGUCAACAUCUCCAAGGAGGCCCGGAGCGCCAUCUCCCGCGCCGCCAGUGUCUUCGUGCUGUACGCCACAUCCUGUGCCAACAACUUUGCAAUGAAAGGGAAGCGCAAGACGCUCAAUGCCAGUGAUGUGCUCUCAGCCAUGGAAGAGAUGGAGUUCCAGCGGUUCAUUACCCCCUUAAAAGAAGCUCUGGAAGCUUAUAGGCGGGAACAGAAAGGUAAGAAGGAAGCUUCAGAGCAAAAGAAGAAGGACAAAGAUAAAAAAACAGACUCAGAAGAGCAAGACAGGAGCAGGGAUGAGGACAAUGAAGAAGAUGAGGAAAGACUGGAAGAAGAAGAACAGAACGAAGAAGAGGACGUAGAUAAUUGAAUAGGGAGGGUAGGUCAUGGCUCUGUGGAAGCUACCACACUGAAAUGUGGAACAUGUUUAUGCAAAGCUUUUCCCUGCUGAGCAGAGCAGGCAAAGUUUGAUGUUUGCCUGAGAAGAUCAAAAUAAAAACUGACUAGAAUUAUCAUCAAAACCAGCACUUUCCAGACUCAGAGCAUCUGAGUGACAGAAUUCUGUUUUGCUUAAUCAGUCUGAAGGUUAUGACUUUUUUUAAGGGAUUCUGAAUGGCUAAUUUGUCGAAUUAAUAUAUCUUGUUUACUUACAUGUACRGCUAGGUAGUUUUUGAUCCCAAGUCUCUUUGCCUCUCCACAAAAGUAAUAACUUCCAUGCUGCCUGCCAUGUUCCAUAUUACAGAGGCAGU